Leguminivora glycinivorella is the source of this 961-nucleotide messenger RNA. Its product is annotated as protein PBDC1-like. Lineage: Eukaryota; Metazoa; Arthropoda; Insecta; Lepidoptera; Tortricidae. The transcript has 2 exons. Gene Ontology annotation, cellular component: cytoplasm. The coding region runs from base 1 to 405 and encodes 134 amino acids. The record is from RefSeq and is a predicted model, not a curated record.
AUGGUCAAAAAUGAGGUCCUAUGUUCAGUAGACACACGGUUGCUACGCCUCACGCCACACGAUGACCUAAUAUACACACACUUCAGGCAAGACUUCCCCGACCUCAACGUAGCCUACAUCAAAGAAAACGAAAUUAAAAACAACCACAACAAAGCCAAAUGGCGAGCUUAUUGCGAAAAAUUUAAAAAUAUCAUUGAAGAUUACAGUUUUGGGACUUUGAUGAGGGCGGACACAAAAGGGGACUACUCCGAACAGAACACCAUACUAGUGCCAAGAGUGCAGUUUUACGCUAUUGAAAUUGCUAGGAACCGCGAAGGAUUGAACAAUGACGUGAAGAAACGGUUCAAAUGCCAGUCUAAAGCUAAUUUAGAGGCCCAGGAACACAAAACGGCUGUUGCUGUGUAGGUUUCCACUGCCACUUAUCAAUCAUAUUUAGAAAACAUGCCUGUUAUCUAAUUACGAUCAACAUUUUCAUACAUUUCGUAUGAAGUCAUUAGACUGCAGACAUGUUUUUCAAAUGACCAUGUAUAAUUUUAAGGUGUUGCCAAUAACCAUUACCUAAGUUAAGAAAUCAAGAAUGUCAAAGAUACAGUUCUGAAAAUAAAACCACUGUACAUUGUAUACCUUAUUUUGUAUGGUGCCUUCACAAUUCAUUGUAUUUGGCAAAGCAAUGCUCUGUAAGGUGCAUUAGGGUAAUUCCGAAAGUCGCAUAAAAAUCACCAUUAUUUCCAUCAUAUGAAGAUUCCCCUUUCGGAAUUUUCCGAGCAUUUCUGUCAUUCGGAAUUACCCUAAUGCACCUUACUUCUUUUCUAUUUUUAUGUAAGAGAAGAGUUAAGUUUUUUUUUCUAUACUUAAAUCUGGUGGAAUGUGGGGCACUUACACAACAAUUUUCACAAAUAGUAAUUCCAGUGUUCAAAAUCCUCUGUUACAAGAAAUCUAAUAAAUAUGGAGGGUUGUGUGA